Messenger RNA from Silurus meridionalis, 6139 nucleotides. RefSeq lists its product as uncharacterized. The record is from RefSeq and is a predicted model, not a curated record. Gene Ontology annotation, molecular function: DNA binding. The coding region runs from base 143 to 5539 and encodes 1798 amino acids. Lineage: Eukaryota; Metazoa; Chordata; Actinopteri; Siluriformes; Siluridae. The transcript has 22 exons.
CACACACCGACACGGCCUGCUGGCCCUGCGCUCCGGGUCAGGAUGAAACCCUCGUCCUCCUCAGAGACGACCGAGAGGACGCAGGAAACGUCCGAAAAACACGCGCCCCAGACGCCCGAGAAAUCCUGCAGCUGUGUCGAGGAUGAAGGCGACAGAGGAAUCCGACGACACGGAUGAAAAUCCUGACCACGCCCCUCCCAAGAAAUGCUCCAAAUCCACGCUCGCGGACUUUCCCUCUGACCGGACGGCUCGCUCCAGGGUCUGGGAAUACUUUGAGUACUUUAUAAACCCGGAAGGCGAGCUGGAGGAUUACGGAUUCCCGACGUGUAAACUGUGCCAGCUGAAGGUGGCGUGUAAGAGAGGAAACACCUCCAACAUGCUGAGACACUUGCAGGAGAACCACACCUUCGCCUACCAACAAGCCAAGAGAGGAGACGCCCUGUGGGUCAACGUGGACUCCUCAGACUCAGACAUGAAGGUGGAUUCGGAGGAGCAGGACCUGGUGUUCUCCUGGUAUGAUGAAGAGAAGCAAAGUGAAGAGGAGAACAACAGCGAUGUGGACUACAGCGCUCAGUGGGUCCCAGCAGCUCCGAGGCGGAAGAGGCGUGUCAGGUCGGCUGUCUGGAGGUACUUCCAUCACGACCAGGACAGAAGACCGAGCUGUAAGAUCUGCGGCUGGAAACUCACUCCAGGAUCUUCAGGCAGCACGAGCAACAUGAGGCAUCAUCUACAGAGCCAGCAUCAGAUCACGUGUCCAAUCAAUAAGUUUGCCGAUCUCGUUAUAACGUUGCCUGAAGGUGUCGAUCCGGUUAAACUGUACCCACCCACAACACCUCGCAAAUCCGCCGUGUGGAAGCUGUUUGGCUUCGUCAGGAACAGCGAGGGCGUGUUGCAAGAGAACGGCUUCCCCAUCUGCAGGCUGUGCCACCAGGUCGUCGCUUCUAAAGACGGAAACACGUCUAACAUGUACAGCCACCUGCAGCACCAUCACCAAGCCGUGUACGCUGAGCUGAAGUUGCAGCACACCAUGGUUCCUGAAGGCGUGGAGCAGACACUGGACGUCCUAAACACCAGAGAGCUCCAUCCUCCUGUAAAGCGCAGACACUCGCCCGUCUGGAAAUAUUUUGGAUUUAUGAGGAACUCUGAGGGCGAUUUGAAGGAGGACGGAUUCCCGCUGUGUAAAAUGUGCCAUCGGAGAGUGGCGGCUAAAGACGGAAACACAUCCAACAUGCUGAACCACCUGCGGCGCCACCACCAGGCCGAGUAUGAAGAAGUGAAGCUGGAAAAUGACACGCUGCCAAGGAGUCACUCAGAGGAUGGAAAUGACCUGCCUGAGCUGUUUCCCCCCAGCAUUCUGCCCCUGUCCCCCGUCUGGGAUUACUUCGGCUACCUGAAAAACGCAGACGGCUUGAUCGAAGAUAACGAACGGCCCAAGUGUAAAACCUGCCGCCAGUCCAUCGUCUCCAAGCAGGGCAUUUUAUCCAACAUGCUACGCCACCUGAAGUUCUACCACGACUCUUUAUUCGAGGAGCUGAAGUCCAGAACCGGAUGGAGAAAGUACAGACCUAAUAAGAAGAAAAGCAGAGUCCUGCCCAUUCAGGCCAACCCAGACGAGUUGUUCCCGCCCAAAAUGACUCUGAAAUCGGGCGUCUGGAAACAUUUUGGGUAUCUGAGGAACUCUAAGGGUGUGGUCGUCCCAGACGGGUUCCCCAUCUGUAAACUGUGCCUGAGGAAGGUCAGCACGCCGAAGGGAUGCACCACCAACAUGAUGGUCCAUCUCCAGAGAUACCACCCCAACGAAUUCACAGAAAUGAGGUUGAGCGGAGACAAUAAUGACGAGCAGAGCGGAGACCUGGACUCACAGUUGGAGCUUUGGCCUCCGGGGGACAUCCUCGAGCCCGUGUGGGAGCAUUUCGGAUACCCGAAAGACACGGACGGAUCGGUCCAGGUGGACGGGCAGCCGACGUGUAAACUCUGCCGCUUUAAAGUGUCCUGUCCGGGGCAGAGCACCAAAUUCCUGUACAAGCAUCUGUGGAAGAAACACAGCGCUGUGUACUUCGACAUCAAGGUGGCCACCAGUUCCUUGAGGCAAGAAGAUGGACAGGUGGCCCCGGCCCUUUUCCCACCAACGCACCGGGUGAAAUCGGCCGUGUGGGAACAUUUCGGCUACCCGAAAGACCCUGAGGGGAUCGUGGUCUGUGACGGAUUCCCUACUUGCAAACUCUGCUACCUGAACGUGUCGGCUAAAGGAGGAAACACCACCAAUAUGUUCAAACAUCUCAAAGAUCAUCAUAGGUCCAUCUUUGAUGCAAUCAGGCCGUCUGGUCCUGAGGAACUUGUUCAAGACCACAGUUCUUCGAAUCUCUACACUCCAGAAGGACAAAAUUCCAAUUUAUGGGAAUAUUUCGGAUACCUGAAAAAUCCAGACGGCACACUGGAAGAAGACGGAGCUCCAGCUUGUAAGAUUUGUGGGCUGAAGGUGACGUCGGAGGGAGAGUCUAUGUCCCAAAUGGUGAAACAUCUUCAGGAGAAUCAUGAAGAAGUGUAUGCUGAAGUACAGGAAGCUCUUAAUAACCAGAGGAAGGAAAAUGCUUCAGAGCUUCCAGAGCUUCAUCCACCCACACAGAGCACCUAUCCAGUGUGGGAAUAUUUCGGGUUCCAGAAAGAUGCAGAAGGAUGUGUGGUGUUUGACGGCUUUCCUGUCUGCAAAAUAUGUCGCCAAAGAGUUGAGUCUAAAGAUGGAGACACCACGAGCAUGUUCUACCACCUGAAGUCCAAUCAUCGGAACUUGUACCUGCAGAUCAAGCCGGUGGUGGAGAAACGGGUCUACAAGGCGUUCGAGCUGUGUCCACCAAACAGCCGCCAGCUCGACCACAGACUAUGGGAUCACUUCGGAUAUCCUAAAAAUGCAGAGGGCAAAGUCGAAGAAGACGGAGCUCCGGUGUGUAAAAUCUGCCUUCAGAAGCUCACGGUAUCCUCCAGAGGCACCAAACUCACCACCAGCAUGCUGAGGCACCUCCGGAGAAACCACCAGGCUGUUUACGAGGAGGUUCAGGAGGAGAUCGGAGCCUGGAGACCCGAGUGUAAUAACGAACCCCUCGAGCUCCACCCGCCCACGCAGAACGUCACGUCCUCCGUAUGGGAGCAUUUCGGCUACCUGAAGGAUGCAGAGGGGACGGUGGUGUGCGACGGCUUCCCAAUCUGCAAAAUCUGCCACCAGAAGGUGCCUUCUAAAGGCGGAAACACCACCAACAUGUUCAAACACCUCAAAGACUCUCACCGGAGCGUCUACAGCGAAAUCGGUUCCGCAGUGACUAACGAGGUGUUUGAAGACGUACAGUCGGCCGCAGACCUCCACCUGCCCCCCAGCCCGUGUGAUCCCGCGCUCUGGGAACAUUUCGGAUACCGCAAAAGUGCAGACGGAGUGGUGGAAGAGGACGGAGCUCCGUUCUGCAAACUCUGCCUCAGGAAGCUAGUGUCCAGAGGAGAGACCACGAGAAACAUGAAGCAGCAUCUUAAAGAGAACCACAACACUGUGUACACCGAACCUGAGCAGGAAGUACUGAGCUGUUUUGUCUUGGAGCUGGACACAGCCACUGCGGACCUUCAUCCUCCCACGCGGAAGGUGAAAUCAGCUGUGUGGAAGUUUUUCGGUUACCCGAGAGAUUCAGGAGGGUUGGUGCUGAGCGACGGCUUUCCUAUCUGCAAACUCUGCCAAAAGAAAGUGUCUGCUAAAGGAGGGAACACCACCAACAUGUUCACACACCUCCGAGACUAUCACCGGGCGACGUAUAAUGAGAUCAAGUCAGGGUUCGAUCCGUUGAGGACGGAGAACGAGCAGGAAUCGGUGGAGCUUCAUCUUCCCACUACGGACGCCCUGUCCCCGGUUUGGAAAUAUUUCGGGUACCCGAAAAACGCAGACGGUUCUCUGGUGAGUGACGGCUUUCCUCUGUGCAGACUGUGCCGGCUGAAAGUGGUGGCUAAAGGAGGAAGCACCACAAACAUGCUUGUUCACCUGAGGGCCUAUCACCUGGAGGUGUACGAGGAGGUCAAACCGGUCCUCACGAAAAAGUCCAUCUACAAACCCAUCGAUCUCUAUCCCCCGAGCGGCCAAGACGACAUCAAGCUAUGGGAUCACUUUGGGUAUCAGAAAGGUGCCGACGGAGAGCUGAAGGACGACGGAGCUCCAAUCUGUAAAAUCUGCCUUCGCAAAAUGAUCAAACCCCCAGCGGGUGGGACGCCAACCACCAACAUGCUGAGGCACCUCCGGAAAAAACACCAGUCUGUGUAUAGCGAAGUGCAGGAAGCGAUCACUACACUCAGAACAGCGUGGGGUAUCGAACCCCCGGAGCUCCACCCACCGACUCAGAACGUCACGUCUGCAGUGUGGCAGUAUUUCGGCUACCUGAAAGACGCAGGCGGCUCGGUCGUGUGUGACGACUUCCCCAUCUGCAAACUGUGUCAACAGAAGGUGGCUUCCAAACGACGCUGCACCACCAACAUGUUCAAGCAUCUGAAGGAUUACCACCGGAGCGUGUACGACGAGGUCCGGAGCGCGGUGACGAGCGAGACGUUUGAGGAGACCUUCCAGUCGGCUGACCUCCAUCCUCCCAGUGGUCCUCACAACCCCAAACUGUGGGAGUAUUUCGGGUAUCGUAAAACUCCAGACGGGAACCCGGACGAAGACGGAGCGCCGAUCUGUAAACUCUGCCUCCGGAAGCUGAUCUCGAAAGGAGAAACCACGACGAAUAUGAUGCAGCACCUUAAAGAGAACCACAACACGGUCUACACUGAAGUACAGAGGGAAGUGAACCCGUUCACCAUCGGAGGAGCCACCAAGCUCCCCGAACUCUAUCCUCCUGAACACAGAGUGAGGUCCGGAGUCUGGAAGCACUUCGGAUACCUGAAGGACACAGAGGGUCCGGCUGAGUGCGCAGGAUUCCCCAUCUGCAAGAUCUGUCUCUCCAAAGUGUCCAAUAAGGGGAAGGUCACGGCCAACAUGACCGCACAUCUUAAAGAUCAUCACAGGAGCAUCUACGACGACCUGAAGAUUCCAGACAGAAAGUCCAAAACCGUUUCAGCUGAAAAUCGCCCAGAACUUUUCCCACCAUCCAAACAGCCCCUGUCUCCAGUCUGGGAACAUUUCGGACUUCCUAAAAAUGAGGACGGAGUCGUAGAAGAGGACGGAAACCCGAUCUGCCGAAUCUGCUGCAAAAAAGUCUCGAGCCAAGACGGGAGGAAGAUGAUCCGACAUCUGCAUUUCUGCCAUUUCUCUGUAUACGAGAAGUUAAAGAACACGAUUAAAGCGUCAAAGUUGGGCGUGGACGCAGUAGGCCAACCCACCGAACUCCACCCUCCGUCCCAGAGCGUCCGCUCCUCCGUCUGGGAACAUUUCGGAUACCUCAAGAACCCGGACGGAACCAUUAACGUGGACGGACGUCCGAUCUGCAAGACGUGCUUCCAAAAGGUGUCCAGCCACGGAGGAAACACCACCAACAUGUUCAAGCACCUGGCGGACAAACACGGGCUCAGUCAGUAAUCACACAGACGAUUGGGUGACCUGUGUCGAGGAGGGGAGGGGCCAUGGGAAGGGGGAGGGGCUAGACCACUUUUUUUUUAUUGGCAUGCAUGUAAAGCUCAUGGAGCAACCCUCUGGAGGAUUUGUGCAAAUGCUGACAUCCUCGUGCCUCAUUUCAAAUCACUCUUACCUCGUAAUCACACCCAAACUUAUAAACCACUCGAGUCAGUUCAGAUCAUCUUCUGUAUGGAUCUACACGAGGUAGCAUUACCACUGUGAGCUAAAAUGGGAAAAAGACUAGAUUUUCAGUCACGUUUCAGUGAAUCAGCACGUAGUCCCUUCUUCUUCUCAGCAGCUUAUUGACCCAGGACGCUUCUGAGUACGUGGAUGUUGUGGACCAUAAUGAAGCUUUUUGAGGUUCAGCUUUAGACACACCUAAAGCAAACACACCUACUGUAGCAGAACAUCAUCGUGGAGGACUUUGAGGAUGGAAAUGAAUUGCAGUGUAACGACUUCGUUUUAAAAAAAUCCUAAUAAAUGGUAUGUUGAAAUGGAGAGGAGAAAUCUCUCGAGCGAGAUCUGCAGGUUUACACAAAUAAAUCAGACGUGAGACAAAACUGA